GGAUCAACAUCAAAAGAAAAUGUGCCCUUUUUGUCUCAUCCUUCCCAUUUAUUUAUUCAAAUUAUAUUCGAUGUCGCAUGAAAACUGAGCCUGAGGACGUAACGCAUGCGCAGGUGCUGCGCACAUCUCUUGACACAACAUGAAUUACAUUUUCCAUGUGUUACGUAUUUUGAAGCUAGUAUUUACACUCAUCAGAUAGAUUAAUUUUUCUCUAUUUAUUUUCAAUAUACCCUUCGUUUUUGGAUCACUUCAGACGAUAAAAGCCGGGAUGUUCAAGGUCUUGGAAACAUUUGACACGAAAUUCUCAGCGGAUUCGGUUGAAUGGUGUCCUAUCGAAGGAUUCAAAGAUUAUUUUGUUUGUGGGACGUAUGAAUUAUUAAAACCUGAAGAGCAAUCCGACUGUUCGAAGAAUGAAACUCAAACACGUCAGGGUAUUAUUUAUUUAUUUCGCGUCGUUUCCCCAGGAAAUUUGCAUUUACUGGAUCAGGUGAAUGUGGCCGGGGUGCUAGAUAUGAAAUGGGCUCAUGUCACAUAUGAGGGACGCAUUCUGUUAGGGGUCGUUAAUUCUCUCGGCUAUCUUCAACUCUGGGAAUUUCAGGGAGAGAGUAAAAUGAAUUUAAUCACAGAAACUAAGGUACGUUGUGCAGACGAUGAGUACUUGGCGUUGUCGCUGGAUUGGAGUACAGGGCGAAGUGCGUGGAACCACUCAACGGAGGUCAAGAUCGCCGUCAGUGAUUCAAAGGGCUUCAUCUCAGUUUACAGUGUUAUUCAAGGGAGACUCUCCCUUGUUGCGUCUCAGUCGGCUCAUGAAUUUGAAGCUUGGAUUACAGCGUUUAAUUAUUGGGACCCAAACAUCAUUUAUUCAGGUGGUGACGAUUGCAAAUUCAAGUGGUUUGAUACACGAACCGGAUUGCAUUCAGUUGGCUCCAACACAAUUCAUACCGCGGGAGUAACUAGUUUACAUUCAAACGCAGAGAGCGAGUUCAUCUUAGCAUCCGGAAGCUACGACGAGAUCCUCCGACUCUGGGAUACGCGGCAGAUGCGACGACCUAUUUCCGAGACGAAUUUGUCUGGUGGGAUUUGGAGAUUGAAGUGGGAUCCAUUCCAUCACAAGUACCUAUUCGCUGCUUGUAUGUACAGUAACUUCAAAAUCAUCGAUUGUCAACACCAGCAUAACCCGGAGAUUGUUGGGGAAUUGAAUGAGCACGAAAGUAUUGCUUACGGCUGCGACUGGUCUUCCCUUGCCGAUGAUGAAGUGGCGAAUAAGAUUGUCUUGGGGAAUUGUGAAUCGAGAACAGCGAUCGCUGCUACUUGUUCAUUCUACGAUCAUACGCUCAGGCUAUCUGUUAUUACAUUAGGGAAUUGAUGCAUCAUAAGAAAGAAUUUUAUCAUAUAUAUUCAAGUUUUAUGUCACCCUUCCCCAAUUUUUGUAAUAAAUAUUUGAUAAGUU
Molecule: messenger RNA, 1450 nt
Organism: Diachasmimorpha longicaudata
Lineage: Eukaryota; Metazoa; Arthropoda; Insecta; Hymenoptera; Braconidae
Product: diphthine methyltransferase
Exons: 4
Coding region: 269-1366 (365 amino acids)
Biological process (GO): protein histidyl modification to diphthamide
Cellular component (GO): cytoplasm
Molecular function (GO): diphthine methylesterase activity; protein binding
Source: RefSeq, a predicted model, not a curated record